CGGGCUAGGUCCGCCCAGAUUUGCAGAGCGAGCCGUGUCGGGACCUGGGCAGACUUUUUUGCCGUGCUCUGGCCGCUGGCUCCCAGCCUGCCCUGCCCUGCCCUGCCCUGCUGGUCCGAGUUCGGCGUUCCGCGCCUGGACUUUACCAGCCCGGUGGUCCUCAGCUGCUUAAUCUGCUGCUCCAAGGCGGGACGCGCCCGGCCCUAUCAUACCAGCCCAUCUUCUCCCGUGUGCUCUCCGUUCCCGGUCCGCGCAAGGUGGUCCCAGCUUCCGAACCUGAGUGUAGAGGAGCCGGGACGCCCACCGGCCUCCGGCUCCCGAAGAACCAAACCUUCAGCUGCCUUGGACCGGACUGCUCCGGACUUGAAACUGUACUGGCGCCUCCCGGGUCCAGCGCACCGUGAGGGGUCCCAAGCAGUCAGAACAGUCAGACUGAACCCCUGGUCUGGUGCUGCGAACCGAAGCUGCCACCUUCCUCCGACCGAGGCUAAGGACUUGGGGGUGCUUGCACCAAAGAGAACACAGGGGCUUCUACUGCCCCAGUCUCCAGCGAGCCGAGAUUGCAGCUGUUUGACUGAAGUGACAUCACCAUCUCUGUGGACAGGACACUCCUGGAGCACAGCCCACAGCCACUGGACUUUCUUCCAGUUCCAGCCAAGGGCCUCCAUGGGCGCUUGAGGGCCAGGUGCCAGGGCCUUGGGCACGAGCAUGGUGAGACACCAGCCCCUACAGUACUACGAGCCCCAACUCUGCCUCUCAUGCCUCACGGGCAUCUAUGGCUGCCGCUGGAAGCGCUACCAACGCUCACAUGAUGACACCACACCGUGGGAACGUCUGUGGUUCUUGCUCCUGGUCUGCACCUUCAGCCUCACCCUCACCUGGCUCUACUUCUGGUGGGAAGUCCACAAUGACUACGAUGAAUUCAACUGGUACCUCUACAACCGUAUGGGCUACUGGAGCGACUGGUCCGUGCCGAUUCUUGUGACCACAGCUGCUGCCUUCACAUACAUCGCAGGCCUCCUGGUCCUGGCACUAUGUCACAUCGCUGUGGGGCAGCAGAUGAACCUGUACUGGAUGCACAAGAUGGUGCUAGUGGUCAUCCUGGCCUUCACGGUGGUGGCCAUGUCAGCAGUGGCCCAGCUAUGGGAAGAUGAAUGGGAGGUGCUGCUGAUCUCCCUGCAGGGCACAGCACCAUUCCUGCACAUAGGGGCUCUGGUGGCCAUCACUGCACUCUCCUGGAUCGUAGCAGGACAGUUCGCCCGUGCAGAGCGGUCCUCCUCUCAGGUCACUGUUCUUUGUACCUUCUUCGCUGUGGUCUUCGCCCUCUACCUGAUCCCUCUCACCAUCUCUUCUCCCUGCAUCAUGGAGAGAAAGGACCUGGGCCCCAAGCCUGCCCUCAUCGGCCACCGAGGGGCCCCCCUGCCACGGGGCGGUCUCUGCAGGUGGCGCCUGGGUGGCAUACGGAGUUACAACCCAGAGCAGAUCAUGCUGAGUGCCGCAGUACGCCGGACCAGCCGGGACGUCAGCAUCAUGAAGGAGAAGCUCAUCUUCUCAGAGAUCAGUGAUGGUGUGGAGGUCUCUGAUGAGCUCUCCGUAUGUUCAGACAGCAGCUAUGACACCUAUGCCAACAGCACAGCCACCCCUAUGGGCCCUCGAGGUGGUGGCAGCCGUGCCAAGACCCUCACAGACCGCAGUGGGCAUUAGCUGAAGAUCCGUCUGCCCAACUUGUACCUGAGGUAGAACCUAAAUGAGAAGAGCUGACAGAAACUGCACGUGCAGUGCCCUGGGAGCUGGCUCCGCAGCCUGCUUGUGUGCUCCAAGUUCCUUUGUCAGUUCCAGCCUCUCCUGGGGGGCUCUCCCCACUGAGGCUCAGCUGCACCAGAACUCCAGCCUCUCAGAUGCCCCUGCAGGUCUGGGGCUUUUCUUCCUGGAAGUGAGGGCCUGGUCUCCUUGUCUACUCUCACAACCACUGUCCACCUCCCAGCCUGGAAGUUUUGCUGGGUCACUGGGCCAUGUGCCCCAUGGAAGUGGAGGGUGUGGAUGCUCCCCUGUGCCCACUCCUGUCUAUUUAUCUGUCUGUGCUGUGAGAUUACUGACUCUGGUCUCGUCCUGCCUUGAGGACGAUGACUGGGCCUCACCUCUGCCUGGCAGCUCUACUCUCUUCACCCAUCUCAAAGCACAAGGACAUCUCAGGAGGAAAAUCAGGGGCUAUGGUGGAGACAUGUUCUCCCAACCAGCUUCCCUCCACCAGUGGCCUCUGAGUCCCCGAGAAGCAGCUAGAGAUGGCCAGAAUCACAGGUUUGGGGCUGUUCUGCCUCACACCCAAUUGUCCAACAGGCCUCUGGGGCAGAAGAAGCCUUGAAGAUCAGAUAAUCAACAGACUGACAUGACCUCAGGUUCCCACAGCAGUGGCCACAGGGCAAUGGGCCACCUGGGCAAAGUGCUCUGGGCUCAGUCAAGCAUGGCGUCUGGCCAAAGAUACCUACAGUAGAAGGAACCUAAGGGCCAAGGCAAUUAAAGCUGCCAUCUUAAUGUG
Cricetulus griseus (Chinese hamster) is the source of this 2536-nucleotide messenger RNA. The record is from RefSeq and is a predicted model, not a curated record. NCBI's taxonomy places the organism in Eukaryota, Metazoa, Chordata, Mammalia, Rodentia, Cricetidae.